AUGGCCGCCGCCUCCCGUUGCUGGCCGCCUCCUCCUCCCGCCACCGCUGCCCGCCACUCACCGCUCGCCGCCGUCCAUCGGCCACCGCUCUUGCUGCCGCCGCCUCCUUCUCCUCCGCCACCGCCGGCCGCCACUCACCGCUCGGUCCAUCGCCACCGCCUUGCUACGCGGCCGCUUCUCUUCUCGCUGCUGCCCACGGCCGGCCGCCACUCACCGCUCGCUGCCCAUCGGCCACCGCCUCUUGCCGCGGCCGCUUCUCUUCUCGCUGCCGCCACCGCCGGCCGCCACUCACCGCUCGCUGCCCAUCGGCCAUCGCUCUUGCCGGGCCGCCUCUUCCUUCGCCGCGCCACCGCCGGCCGCCACUUCACCGCUCGCUGUCCAUCGGCCACCGCCCUUACUGCCGCCGCCUCCUCUCGCCGCCGCCCACACCCGGCCGCCACUCACCGCUCGCUGCCCAUCGGCCACCGCCCUGCCGCCGGCCGCCUCCUCCUCUCGCCGCCUUCACCUCGGCCGCCACUCACCGCCGCCGUCCAUCGGCCACCGCCCUUGCCGCCGGCCGCCUUCCUCGCUGCGCCGCCACCUCGGGCCGCCACUCACCGCCCGCCGUCCAUCGGCUAA
Molecule: messenger RNA, 618 nt
Organism: Syzygium oleosum
Lineage: Eukaryota; Viridiplantae; Streptophyta; Magnoliopsida; Myrtales; Myrtaceae
Product: actin-binding protein wsp1-like
Exons: 1
Coding region: 1-618 (205 amino acids)
Source: RefSeq, a predicted model, not a curated record